AUGGCUGAAGCUGGGACGGGCUUUUUGGAACAGCUGAAGUCUUGCAUCGUCUGGUCCUGGACUUAUCUCUGGACGCUGUGGUUCUUCAUCAUGCUCUUCCUGGUCUACAUCUUAAGGGUGCCCCUGAAGAUUAAUGAUAUUUUAACCACAGAAUGCAAAGUCUGGCGAAAUCCUUUAAAUCUGUUCAGAGGAGCUGAAUAUAAUCGCUAUACAUGGGUAACAGGGAGAGAACCUUUGACUUACUACGAUAUGAAUCUUUCAGCACAGGACCAUCAGACAUUCUUUACAUGUGACACGGAUCAUUUACGGCCUGCAGACGCUAUAAUGCAAAAAGCCUGGAGAGAGAGAAACCCCCAAGCCCGAAUUUCUGCAGCACAUGAAGCUUUGGAAUUGAAUGAGUGUGCUACAGCCUAUAUUCUCUUGGCUGAAGAGGAAGCGACAACGAUUGUAGAAGCAGAGAAGCUCUUCAAGCAAGCUCUGAAAGCUGGAGAGGGUUGUUACAGGCGCAGUCAGCAAUUACAGCACCAUGGUGCCCAGUAUGAAGCCCAACACAGAAGGGACACCAAUGUUUUAGUUUAUAUUAAGAGGAGGCUGGCAAUGUGUGCAAGAAAGCUGGGAAGGACCAGGGAAGCAGUGAAAAUGAUGAGAGAUUUGAUGAAGGAGUUUCCUCUGCUCAGCAUGUUCAACAUCCAUGAAAACCUGCUAGAGGCUUUGUUGGAACUGCAGGCGUAUGCAGAUGUCCAGGCAGUCUUAGCAAAGUAUGAUGAUAUAAGCUUACCAAAAUCAGCAACAAUAUGUUACACAGCUGCAUUGCUCAAAGCCAGAGCUGUCUCUGACAAAUUUUCUCCAGAGGCUGCCUCAAGGAGAGGGCUGAGUACUGCAGAGAUGAAUGCAGUAGAAGCUAUUCACAGAGCAGUAGAAUUUAAUCCACAUGUGCCAAAAUAUCUACUAGAAAUGAAAAGCUUAAUUCUGCCCCCUGAACAUAUUCUGAAGAGAGGGGACAGUGAAGCAAUAGCAUAUGCUUUCUUUCAUCUUCAACACUGGAAAAGAGUAGAGGGAGCGUUGAAUCUCUUACACUGUACAUGGGAAGGCACUUUCAGAAUGAUCCCCUAUCCACUGGAAAAAGGACACCUUUUCUACCCUUACCCUAUUUGUACAGAAACUGCAGAUAGAGAACUACUACCAUCAUUUCAUGAAGUUUCAGUUUACCCCAAGAAAGAGCUUCCCUUCUUCAUCCUUUUCACUGCUGGACUAUGUUCUUUCACAGCCAUGCUAGCUCUCCUGACACAUCAGUUCCCAGAGCUUAUGGGGGUCUUCGCAAAAGCUUUUCUCAGCACCCUCUUUGCCCCUUUAAAUUUUGUGAUGGAAAAAGUGGAAAGCAUCCUGCCCUCCAGUCUGUGGCACCAGCUGACGAGGAUCUGAGGGAGCACGCCUGCUGACUGACUGCCAUGACAUCUUCUGUGCCAACUUUUUGUUGACCACAAGAAAGCAUGAUAAAAAAGGGAAGCAGUUCUAAGACUUAAAAACUCUUCAUGGAUUGUCUGUUCUCAUAUAAAAACUGUUUUGUUGUACAAAAUACAUUGAUGUUAGGUUCUAUUAUAUUUUGCCUUCAGAAAAGAAAAACUUAAAAAUAAACUUUUGUGUAUUG
This is a messenger RNA of Charadrius vociferus (killdeer), 1648 nucleotides long. RefSeq names its product suppression of tumorigenicity 7 (gene ST7). The transcript is spliced from 13 exons. Lineage: Eukaryota; Metazoa; Chordata; Aves; Charadriiformes; Charadriidae. The record is from RefSeq and is a predicted model, not a curated record. The coding region runs from base 1 to 1422 and encodes 473 amino acids.